AGUACUUAGUUGAACUGUUGUGGCAUUGUGGGAAGGCGGAAAAAGGCUCAAAAAACGUACGGGAAAGCGACGAGUGCACGUUGGACAUUCAGACAAGAAGAAUAAUCAACCACAAAGACAUCGUUUUCUUUACACGGAAUAAAGAAAAAUGUCCAUCGGCGUACCCAUCAAGGUCCUGCAUGAAGCAGAGGGGCACAUUGUGACCUGUGAGACCAACACUGGAGAAGUGUACAGAGGCAAACUGAUUGAGGCUGAGGACAACAUGAACUGCCAGAUGUCCAACAUCACAGUGACUUACCGUGAUGGGAGGGUGGCACAGUUGGAGCAGGUGUACAUUCGCGGCAGCAAGAUCCGCUUUUUGAUUCUACCUGACAUGUUAAAGAAUGCUCCUAUGUUGAAGAGUAUGAAAAACAAGAACCAGGGGUCGGGAGCAGGACGGGGCAAGGCUGCUAUUCUCAAAGCACAGGUGGCUGCACGGGGUCGAGGCCGUGGAGGAAUGGGAAGAGGCAACAUCUUCCAGAAGAGACGAUAACUGCUCUGGAUUUAAGAGUGUUGCAUUGUAUAGUCCUUUUUGUUUUUAACAUGCUUUUCUUCCUUGGAUUGGAUAUCUUGGGUAUUGUUUUCAAUCUCAUGCUUUGCAGUUUAUUGUUAAUUUCAUUUUUUAUGAAAAUAAACACUUCAAAUUGAUGUGC
Molecule: messenger RNA, 692 nt
Organism: Sphaeramia orbicularis (orbiculate cardinalfish)
Lineage: Eukaryota; Metazoa; Chordata; Actinopteri; Kurtiformes; Apogonidae
Gene: snrpd3l
Product: small nuclear ribonucleoprotein D3 polypeptide, like
Exons: 4
Coding region: 149-532 (127 amino acids)
Biological process (GO): RNA processing; spliceosomal snRNP assembly
Cellular component (GO): spliceosomal complex
Molecular function (GO): RNA binding
Source: RefSeq, a predicted model, not a curated record